AUGGACCAGCUCAAUGAAGAGUUUGAUGCAGUAGCUGCACAUACUGAGUCUUUACAAAAGUUGAAGAAUGUGAGCGGAUCAUAUGGCAACAAAAAGCUGAAGCUGCUAAUGCACUUGACCAACAGAAAAAAAUCUGUUCUUGAAACUGAAAAGCUAGGGAAGACCUUGCAGUCAUUGCAUCUGGAUGUAAUAGCUUCCCAGCAGAAACACAAAGUGGAACUUGCUCAGCUAGAACAGCAGAUAACACAGCUUGAAAGGGACGUUACAGAUGCCAAGGAACUUUGUUGUAAAAAAGAUCAGGUAUGCUCUUGCUAUGAGAAUGAGCAAAACAGCUCUCUCUUGAAAAAUCACAUUGCAAAAGAGGAUACGAGGGAGCUGGAGGAGAUGUGGGUAUUUGACCCAGUUGCUAAUGAGAUGCUGUAUAAUUUCGUGUAUCCUAUAGCUCAAAAUAGCAGGAUGCAGUAUAAAAAGUACAUCAUAAAAGGCACUAUUGGAAUUUUUUUGUCUUCACAGGCAAUACGCAAAAGAGAUGACCUUCUGAGAAAGUCGGAAGCUGAUCUCCUGCAGGCAAGGGAAGGUAUCAAAGCUAAAGUUGCUGAGGUGGAGCACCUUGACAGUGUGGUCAAGAAACUGAAAGCAAGUAUCCAGGACACACAGAAAGAAAAGAAUCAGAAGAAGAGAGAAGCCAUCAUACUGAGAACUGAGAUUCAGCAGCUAAAUCAGGAACUGCAGGAUGUGCAUAAGCAGUACAGAGAGACAGCUCCAGAACUUGCCAGUCAAGAUGAAAAACUUCUUCUAAUGGAAUCCAGCUUGAAAGCAACUCAAGAGCAGCUAAGUGAGCAAAUAACAGAAACAGUUCACCAAGAACAGAGCAGUAGAAAAUCACAGACAGAGCUGCAGACCCUGAGAGAACGUAUUAUAGCUUCUGAAGAAGGAAUUAGGGAUUACAAGUUGAGUUUUAUGAUGAAACAUUAGCAAAGCUGCAGAAAGAGCUGGAGCAAUCAAAAGAACAGCUUUUACAAUGGACUAAAAAUCUGUAUUCUACAGAACAGAAUAUUCAGGCUUUAAACAUGGAAAUAAGUUUAUGGGAAAGAAAUCACAGUCCAUUGACAAGGUAAUAUUUCUCUUAUCAAACUGUAUUUUCAUCAUGUAAUAUCUUAUGUCCUUAAAGUAGUAAAUGCUGUACACUGUCAAUAUAAAAUGUUUAAAUAACUGCUAAUUCUAGGCUUCAGGAAUAAAAUAUACAUUUUGCUAUAAAGAACAGUUUAGUAAAAAAUAUUCUUCUUUUUCU
Caretta caretta (loggerhead turtle) is the source of this 1291-nucleotide messenger RNA. The record is from RefSeq and is a predicted model, not a curated record. Lineage: Eukaryota; Metazoa; Chordata; Testudines; Cheloniidae.